Molecule: messenger RNA, 10092 nt
Organism: Hirundo rustica (Barn swallow)
Lineage: Eukaryota; Metazoa; Chordata; Aves; Passeriformes; Hirundinidae
Gene: ZDHHC15
Product: zinc finger DHHC-type palmitoyltransferase 15
Exons: 23
Coding region: 2896-3957 (353 amino acids)
Biological process (GO): peptidyl-L-cysteine S-palmitoylation; protein targeting to membrane; synaptic vesicle maturation
Cellular component (GO): endoplasmic reticulum; Golgi apparatus
Molecular function (GO): protein-cysteine S-palmitoyltransferase activity
Source: RefSeq, a predicted model, not a curated record
UGUGGAACAGCUGUGUGAGAGACACAGCCUUGAGAAAAGGGGUGGCAAAGGAGCACAACAAAUGGGGAUUUGAUCCAACAGUACGUGGCUGUGAAACCAGCAUCGGUGACUUGCUGCUCACCUUUCCUUUGGGACAGAGUGCCAACUGUACAAAGUGAUGAUGAUGAUGAUGUGAUGAGGACCCAAGGUUCAGUGAGGCCUCCAUCAGCUAGGGACGUUCAUGGAGGACUCCAAGAUCAGCAUUCCCAUGGGGUGGGGAACAUGGGGUCAGCAAUAGGCCUGUGUUAUUCUUAUCCCCACCACACUUGGAUGCCUUGGACAGCUUCAAGCUCGGGACCCGUUGUGUGCAGGUGUCUGACAGCAGCCGUGAUUGCCAAACUGGAGAAGAGAUGAAGACGCGACUUGUGCUGAGGAUGUAAAAUGGGGAGGAGAGAGAAUGAAACCACAAAUUUGUCACAUGUUGCAAAAGUGUCUCUCUCUCUUUUUCACAUCUUCCACUGAUUAAUUAUUCUUUCCAGGCACUUAAAUGAAAAGACAGAAACACAAUUAAGUGAUCUGUGCAUAGAUGCUACUGUCAUCUCCAGAAGAAAGAAAUUAAUGCUUGAUCAGAAUAAGAAAUUUAGUAAACUCUGGCUAAUGAUACUCUCCUUCAACCUAAGAGCCACUGCUGGAAUAGGAUUCUCAAAAUCUUUCUCCUCGAAAGUCCAUGGAGUUGGAGGCAGUAUGGUGGAAACCUCAGCUAGUCGUAUCCCACAUCAAGGUGACAGGUCUUGCUCUUCCCACACUGGUUAGAGUUUGGAGAUUCCCCAAGGAAAGUCAAUCACAACUUUCUGAGAGGAAGGGCCCAGGAUAGGAUGAAAUUCUUUCUGUAUUAGACUUCAAUAUUCAAGAGAUGAGUUACUACGAGGAGACCUUAAGAAAGUGACAUUGAAAAGACAACUCAACUUGCUUGAAAAAUACAUUGUUGACAUGCAGUAGGAAAGAGCAAACUCCUGAGAUUUUGCUGAAGUGCUGCAGUGUCAGAUAACCUCCAGCACGGGGCGUGGAUGGCAGCCGAGGUGAUGUGGAAGUCAGAUAAACUGAGGCAGGAUCUCAAGUAGAUCCCUCAGGGAAGGGCCAAUUGAGUUUUCCAGGUCAACACACGAAGCUCUCAGCAUCCUUCAUUACAUAACCCGGGCAAGAGAUCCUGCAGCCUCUUGGGCGUGAGCCAGGCUGGAGAGCUGCAAUGUAGGAACCUUCCCUGGCAGGAGCAGCGGGAGAUGCAGGACUGACCUAGGAGGUAUUUCCCUGCUCAUCAAAAAGGAACAGGCACGGAGAAGCCACGGGGAGCACGGAUUGCCUUCUGUGCAGCUCGAGUGUCUCACCUUCUAUUUUUAACUGUCUCGUGGAAGCAUUUAGGAAAAGCAAUAUGAAGGAGAAAGAAUGUAAAUAUUAUGGUUUCAAGGAUAUCAGCCCCGGUCCAAGUGCAAAAAUCUGCCUUUCAGUGAAAGCUUUGAGGGGCUCCUAGUUCAAAGGAUUCCAGAGCUGUGGAGAGGCAGCUAUGCACAUUACUUUCUUCUCUAUCAGUUAGCCCUUAUUGAUGGCAGCCAAGUUAAAAUAAGGAAGAGUAUCCCUCUUAAGCAGUUCUGAGAGGAUAGAAACACUGCCAUGGGAAAGAGCAGCUACAAGUGCAGAGCAGCAAGAGGAAGAGUUGGCAUGAAUAGCUCCUAGCAAGUAAGGUAUGUGGUUCUUUUUUAUCUCUCAGCCAGGGCUUUGUCAGAGCAGAGGAGCUGAGACUGGUUAAUACUCAGACAGGCUGCUGAAGUUCCAGUCUGGUUUUCUAAUUUAGAAGUGCUACUGGCUGACAUAAAUGGUAGGAAUAAUUGUGAAUUCUAUGUGAAAAAAUCAGAUGGGAGUCGUGGAGAUUGCAGGAAUAGGUCUAAAUUAGCCCUUUAAAAGUUAGAAACAGCUUCACAAAAUAUUAUACUCUCGGUGUGAAUGUUUUGCUUAUAUGUCAAGUGAAUAUUUUUCUCACUGAUCUGUUGUUUAAGCUCACAUUAUGAUAUUUAUUUGCAAUCUAGUUCAAAUCAAGGAAACUAAAAACACUGAAGGGUAAUCAGUGAGUAGCCUUGAAAAAAACACAGGACAGAGAGACUGGACAAAGCCAGCAAGAAGAAGGGCGUUUAGUCCUUUCAGAGCCCUUCUCACCUCUGGGAAGACUGCAAGAGAAAAAGGUUGAGGGCAGAUAAUGUUAAUACAGGUUUGGGUGAAGUAUUGAUCCUGUUGUGUGGGUGGUGGUUUGUUUUGUUUUGUUUUUUUUGUUUUUCCCCACUCUGCAGUUUGAACAGAGGACCAUCAAAAACCCAACAGGAAAUCUGUAGCCAGAGAGUCCUACAGCUUCAGCACAGACUCUUAGGAGAUGUUUCCCUUCCCUCAUCCCUAGAAGCAAAGUACAGAGCUGCUCAGUGAGUCCACCCAACAUCCUGCUCCUGAAGAAGAGAUUGCUGUUUAUGAAACAGAAAGUUCAAACCUAGCAAUGAAGACACAAUUUCUGCACUGAGGAGCUGGGUGUCACCUUGAUAACACUGACAAGGAAAGGAGUAACACCUGAGACUGAGCUCUGGAUGAAAGCUCCUGUGGCUUCUACCAAGGAGUAACUAUGUGAGCGAUUUUAUUUUGCAAAGAAGGAUUCAAGUUUCUUAUUUCACCAACAAGAGGAGCUGAAGAAGAGACCAAAGCACUUCAGUGUCCACGGGCUACAGAGGGUCAUCGGCCGUAAUUCCCAUCACAUCCCUCGCAGUCACAGUUUAGAGGAGUUGGAGCUCGUGUAAGGCAAGAGAAGAGGGGCGUGGGCUGUCAAAGACUGAUCACCAGACUGACCCAGGUUCUGAAGUUUGGAAGAAACCUCAGAUGUGAAUGAGAGCGGAGCAUCCUCCAGGAGAUGGGCAUGGAUCCAUGAAAAAAGGAAGUCAAAGGAGACCCCUCUCUCAGAUUUGUCUUUCUAAGACUUUCCUGUCCCUGUGGAGAAUGGAGCUGGAUGUGGAUUUGGGAUUAUGUGGACUCCAGCACCCUCUAAUGGUGCCAGCACUAGCUCCCGUGACUGUGAGCAACCCUGUGGAGAAAGUGGCCUAUCUUGUAGUAUUCCAUAUUCUCUUUGUGCUCUUUGUGUGGACGUAUUGGAAGUCUGUUUUCACUCUCCCAAUACAACCAGCCAAAAAGUUCCACAUGUCCUACGCCGACCAGGAGCGCUACGAGAACGAGGAGAGGCCCGAGGUGCAGCGGCAGAUCCUCGCCGAGAUCGCCAGGAAGCUGCCGGUGUACACGAGGACAGGGAACGGAGGGAUUCGGUUCUGUGACAGAUGCCAGCUGAUCAAACCUGAUCGUUGUCACCAUUGCUCUGUUUGUGCCAUGUGUGUGCUAAAAAUGGAUCAUCACUGUCCAUGGGUGAAUAACUGCAUUGGAUUUUCUAACUACAAAUUCUUUCUGCUGUUCUUAGCCUAUUCUUUGUUGUAUUGCUUGUAUAUUGCUGCAACAGUCUUCAAGUAUUUCAUUAAGUAUUGGACAGGUGAGCUGACCAAUGGACGUUCCAAAUUUCACAUCCUUUUCCUUCUCUUCGUGGCAAUCAUGUUCUUUGUAAGCCUCAUGUUUCUGUUUGGCUACCACUGCUGGCUCGUCAGCAGGAACAGAUCCACUCUAGAGGCUUUCUCAGCUCCAGUGUUUCAAAAUGGGCCAGAUAAAAAUGGAUUCAAUCUUGGCUUUGUGAAGAAUCUCCAGCAAGUGUUUGGGGAAGAAAAAAAGCUCUGGUUGCUGCCUAUUGCCUCUAGCCAGGGGGAUGGACAUUUUUUCCCCAUGAGAGCCCUGAGUGAAGCUCGGAACCCUCUCCUGACAAAUGAGGAGCAGUGGGAAGAGGAUGGAAUAGAUGAAGAGCCUCAAGGUUCUGGUGAAGCCUCGUCCCUUGCCAUGGAAAGGGAGACAUAGCAGUGUGCAAGCACAGUGGUGUAAAGCUGGAGCAGAAAGCUUCCCUCUCAGGAGCCAACAUCCCUUCUCUUGGCAAGGACUUCAGUUUUGAGGGGCAGAAAACAGGUGGAUCUUCAAGAUGAGAAAACAUCCUGAAGUACUGUCUGAUGGGAAUCUGCAUUCUAGAGUGCUUCUCCAGGAAUCCUGCUGUCCAGAUGUCCCAAGGCUUUAUAAGUUUAAGUAACAGAGUUAACAGAACACUUUUACAGAGUGAUUCUGGCCAAUCUUCUUCGGCCUGCUCUCUUUAUUUUAUAAAUACUAUAUAUUUUUUAUUCAAAAUCGGUAAAGACGUUGAUGCGAGUGCAUUUCCAAAGGCCUUUUCAUUUUGCAAGUAUCAGGGACUCGAGCUCUUGAAAUUCUUCCAAGCCAUAAUAUUCUUGGGGAUGGUUAUUUAUUUUGAGGCUGAUUCUCCAACCUUUUCUGACAAGUAGCAUUUUCUAACCUGUUUAAAUUCUGAGUCAGUUCAGCCCAAUGCAAGACAGACCCAGUUAAAUCUGGCACUAAAUUGGUAGCUGAAUGUAAGAGCGUUGAAAGGAAAAGUGCUGAACAUGCACAUGUACAUGUGCAGCUGUGAGUGAAAAUAAAAUAUUCACAUUGCCAAUAUCAAGAUUCAAGAAUAUUGUGGCCAUAGAUUUUUUUUUAAAACUAUUUUUAGGAGGGUGUUAUUAGAGUUUGGGUUAUAGUGUUUUUACAUCCUACUUGCGGGCUCCUAAAAUACAAAAGGGAACUUCAGACAGUCCAGUUGGCAUUAAUUCCUAGGGCUAAAAUAUCCUCUCAUUCCUGGAUCAGUGUUUGAUGGAGAUAUGUGUGUUCAAAAGGAAGAUGUGAAUUGGAAAGGUGCACUGAGAAUGUGGCUCCAAGAGUCGUGCUUGGAGUUUACACUCCACAGGAGUGGCCUGAACCUCAAAAUGCUGAAGACACAAUUGAUAUAUUGAAUUUUUUCAGACUUCUUCUCAGCUCAGUGUGCUGGCUGGCUUCAGGGAUUUCUGCACUAAGAGGUGAUCAGAGUUGUUUCUGCAUUUUGCUGCAUUUACAGUCAAGGAGGUGUGUCCCUGGUUUUGUUCUGGGGAAUGGAGCUCAGACUUGGCUAGCCGGAUUAUGGACAUUUUUCUAGACCCGAGUCCUUCUUUUUUUUUAUCUGCAUGAUUCAGCCCAGUCCAUCAUUCUUGUUUGAAUUAGGUGCAUGCUAAAAGUCUUGGUGUACUGCCUCUAAGACCAUUUAGUACCAUUUUCUGUCCCAUUUUUGUGUUUGUUUAUCAGCCCACUGGUGUUGGCAGUGACUACAGGAGCAGCUGUGCGUGUCAGGAGGAAGGAGCUGAUGAGUGAGUUUGGUGAUGGAGGCUUUUCCUACAGACUAAACCCCUUUUCCCUCUGUUCCUCUGCUGCUGGUGCCACAGGGGAUGUGUUUGUGAGCCAGGAGAGCCCUGCUGAGGUUCUUUCCCUUCACGUUUAACUCCUGGUCGAUCCGUGGGCAGGAAUUUUGUCGCUCAGCCUCUGCAGUCUGUGUGCAGCAGGCAGUGCUGCCCUCUCUGCGAUGUCUCCCUGCUGAAUUUGCUUGGGAGGGGCCAAGGUGAGCUGGCCCAGGCUCUGUGGGGUUUGUCUCUCCUCAGGGUGGCCCUGAACACUGAAAAUGUUCCUGCUUUAGCCACCUGAGCCUCAUCUGUUGAGUGGCUCUGUCACCAAAUGGCCGCUGGGUGCUGGAAGGGUUUUUCCUGUCCACCUAAAGCUGCAUUUCUAAUGCAGCUCUGGUGUUGGACCUUGUGCUGUGUGUGAUGCAAGGUGGCAGCUGAAUUAAUCCCCUCGUUCCUGGCAAAAUGUGCUCUGGAGGGGGAGCUUGAGCGGAUGAUGGCAGCUAAACACAGCCCGAAUUUAGCACCUACAGAGGUGCUGUUUGUGCCUUUAAAAACUUGAAAUUCCUUGUAGAUAAAACCAGGAAGAUGUUUUGGUGACUGUUUCAUCCUGUCAGCUGAAGUGGAUUUACAGGAGUUUUCUGAGCAGGUUCUUGUUCCCUUCCAGGGUUUGUUUCAGGGUACAGCCCUGCAUUAUUUGAGUUGUUUCUGUGCCAGGCAGCAGCAGCAGCAGCAGAGCUGUGCAGGAGCUCCCCUGUCUGCUCCUGCUGCUGCACUGCUCGUUAGGGAAUACAGAAAAUCAGGUUCUGUCUUCUAACACUAAGCCAAAUAUCUUUAUGAUAGCACAUAGGUACCAAGCUCAGAUUGAGAAAGAGUUUAAAAUGUUUCCAAGUAACUUCUAUUUAGACACUUUUUUUUUUUUUUUUUAAUUAAUUAUGGUAAUUUCCUCCUUUUCCUUCAAGCAGCUCAGCCUCCCGUGGUUGUAACAAACUCUUGUCCAGGUAGAAACAAUAGAAAGUUUAUCACUUCAGAGCCACUUCUCAAUAUCCACACAUCAGAUGCUGGCAAGCUUCAUGAAACAUGAAACAAACCCAAAAGUGUAAAAUGAAGCAGAACAAAAUGGGAAAAACCCCCAGGUCUGAGUGAGCAGCUCCAUUUUGUUCCCUCAUGCUCACUUAAGGUGAUACCUUUAUUUCACCUCUGGCUUUUGUCCUUUUUAUGCUGAGUAAAUGCACUGGAAAGCAGAAGUUCCUCAGGAUGCUGUGUCACUGCUGCAGGUGACAGAAGUGAGAAUAUUCAGCCCCAUGUGUGGUAGUUCUUUUUAACCUACAAGUGGCUCUUCAGGGGAAACCCACUGCAGCACCUCCUUUGUUUUCCAUGCCCUGAUCCUCAUGCAGAGGCCUCCACCAUCAUCAUCAUCACUGACUGCAAGGGCUGCAUCACCAAACCUCCCUGCUACCUGCCCUGCCUGCAGCCUCCAUCCCAGCUUCCCAGGAGUGGGAUUCAUCCCACCAAGUCCCAUCCACACCAAGGAUGCUGCAGCUCUGGGAGCUGGCCAGUGAUUCCAGUUGUUCGUGUGUGUAUCUCACAGUGCCUGUGCUGGUCCCAGGGCUGAGCCCUCCCUGUGCCAGGAGCAGCCCAAGUCACCCUGUCACUCUCUGGGUGUGUGCUGUAGUUGCAGUUCCAUUCAGAACCUGGGGCAUUGUUCAGGUUUGAGUCUCAGUUCUGGUGCUGAUGUCAGUUUGUGACUGAAGGUGUUCCACUCCAGCCUGGAGCAGGGUGGAGGCAGCAAGGGAACUGCCUCAAUCCCCUCCAGGGAAUUUUCUCUGCUUAGCACUGGAUCUACACUCCAGCUUUCUCAGCUGGGAGCAACUUUUCCAAGUGAUGUCACCAUGGGAAAGGAGGGAAUGCUUUCCUUGGGCUUUGCUGUGAUGCCCCCAUUGUUAUCCCUCUACUUCUGGAUUCAUCCUCUAAAAUUUCAUAUCCUCUGAAAUAACUGACCACUUACAGCCACCUCUCCCCCUCCUCUCCCAUUUCCAUUCAGGUACAGAAACCCCCAGAGUAUUAUACUGAUGUUUCUCUGUGUGAAAUUGUCUAAGUUCAGUCCUGGGGCAGCGAGUCCUGCCCAAGGAACCAGGACUUGUGCAGCCCCCACUGCACUGCCAGGUUUCUCUUGCUGAGUUGGAAGUUUUUGGAGUAGGAUAAUGUUGUUUUCCUUCAAGCAAGGAGCAGUUCUGUAUGUUUGAGGCUGUACCCAGUGUGUGUGGGGGGCAGUCCCUGGUGAGAAUCAGGAAGCUUCCAAAUCUCACUAUGCAAUGAAUGUUUGCUUCCUGGGACAAACAGGAAUGGAUUCGGCAAAAUCCACGCCAGCUGCAGCUCUGUAGUUCUAGAUGCUGGUCUGGACUGAAAGCACAAGUUGAUGCAUAAAGUCUGUAAUAGGAUAUGAAUGUAAAAUGGCAAGGGGGGAAAAAAUACUAUUUUUUCCCUGGAUUUAGCUCUGAAGAAUGAUGUGCUGAGCAGUUACUCUGCAGUUACCCUGCUGAGCAGUUACUCUGUGCAGAGUUAUUCUGCUGAGCAGUUACUCUGCAGUUACUCUGCUGAGCAGUUACUCUGUGCAGAGCUGGUGCACUCAUGAAAGGGUUUAAUUAGCAGGGGAAGGAGCCACUGCUGACCUUGUUUAUUAAGCCACAAUUAAUUAACUCAAAAGGGUCACGUUUUCAUUUCAGUGACUCGUGUGGUACAGAUUUCUGAAAUGGAUCCAUAGUACUUGAAAAUACCUCAAUUUUGCUGAUAUUUUUCCAAUUCUGUCAGUUUCUGUUUUACUACAGAGCACUUGCAAACCUGAACUCGUUGUGACAGAUCACUGAAGGUGUUUGCUUUCCCAGCCUGCUGGCAGACCCUGCACUGGCUCUGCCUAGUGCAGCACUCCCUGCCCUGCUGCAGGGUUUUAGUCUCCUGUCCUUUUUCCGUCCCACUUUGAGUCCUCCCUCUUCAUCCUGAACAUACUGUUAGGUAUUUUCAGCUUUGAGCUGCUUGUGCUGGUUUUUUGGGUACCGUGAAGUACUUUGGGUGUCAUUUUAUGCAGUUGUGCCAUGUAUUUUAUUUGUAAUUAAUCUCUCUGUUUGUCGGUUAUUGGUUUGUGUUUCCCAUCAGCUGGCUUUGCUUAGAGCAGGAUCCCACUUCCUGCAUUUUCUCUUUCCUAAAAGCUUCAUUUUUUCAUUCUCCAGCUUCCAUUUGGGAUGUAAACCUUGUGAAAUAAAAUGUAAGUUUACAUUUCAAAUACAAGCCUGUCAGUUGCUCAUGUCUGCAUGCUCCUUAAAAUACUAUUUUUUUCUGUAUGAGGUUUUAAGGUUUACAGCAGCAUUUGUAAGACUUCAGUGGGUAGCAACCAUUGUUUAAAAAAAAAGGAAAUUUUUUAAAAAGGAGGGGGGGAAACCAUAACCCCAUAAAAAUCCAACAAAAAGGACAAAGGGAUCAUUUCUGCUUCCUAUUCCAGCUGUGCUUGGAAUGAAAUGCCUGCUUGCCUUCAGUGCAGGUGUCAGACAGCCCUGGAACACGCAGGUACCAGACCUGACGGCUUCCCUGCUGUUUCACAGCUCCCUGAAGCACUUCCUUGAGUUAAACCUCAGACUAAAUCCCACAGGAAGCCUGAAAUCCAACAAAAUCAGCCUCCCCCUCUCCUUUCUAACCCGGGGAAGGAGUGUGCAGCCUUCUCAGCACUUCCCUCUGUAAGAGAAACAGAAGCACAAAGUGAAAAGUGUUGGUCUGCUGUUUCCCCCCCACAACUUUUUGUGGAGGAUGCGAGAGCCUCCCUGGGCAUCUGCAAUGCUGCUGAUGUCAUGAACCGCUGCACUGGUGCAGGUGCCCUUCCCUGGCAGGGAGGAGGGACAGGGCUGUGACAGAGCUGGGUGAGCAGCUGGAACCUCCUCAGAGCUGCUCCAGAGUGAUUCCAAACCCAUUGUUGGAGCAGGGAACUUUGGGUUAGGAGCACAGGAAAGGUGUUGUUAUUUUAUAAAUUUAUAAUAAUCUGCCUGCUCAGAUGGCUGCUCCUCUGAAAAUGCUGUUUGUGGUGCAGAUGGGUCCCUCACAGAUAGAACUGAGCUGACUCUCAGGAUCAGAGAAAGGGAGAGCCGUGGUGUUGUCAAUGUAUCAGGAGGGUUUAACUUCCAGAAAAGCCAGGGGGGUUCAUGCACUGGAGAACGGGGCUGGAGCAGAAGCCCCACUGCAGGGGCUGCUGUGGGUCAGGGGAUCCCUUUGGGAGCUCCCUGUGGGGCAGGAUCAGCACUGCCAUUCCCCGUGGAGCUGAGAGAAUCGGGGACACAGCAGCAAUCCCCUGGUUUGGAACUGCACCCAGCACUGGGCCUGCAGUUAUUCCAGUCAGAACUGGUUCAUUCACAUCCCUCCCCACUAAUUCAAUGGGAAGGAAUUAUUUUCCCAGGAACGUCACACCAGGAUUGCUGCCCACCUUUGGGGUGUUGUGUUCAGGAGUUUAAUGCUGCUGCUGCUGGCAUUGAUAUAAUUUUGAUAUCAAAUGCGUUUUUACAAAAGCUUUGGAUACUCGUUUUUACUGUUGGACCAAUGUUCUGACUAUGCUGAUGCUCUGUGGAGUUUCACUGGCAUUUUCCAAGUGUUUUGUACAGUUUCUACAGCUGAAUAUCCUGUAUGUUCUGCUUUGUUGUUUUUUAUUAUGGUUUAUACUGCACUGCAGGCAAGGACUGCAUUAAAACCAUUUUUGGCUAAUUCAUUA